Molecule: messenger RNA, 1128 nt
Organism: Penicillium pulvis
Lineage: Eukaryota; Fungi; Ascomycota; Eurotiomycetes; Eurotiales; Aspergillaceae
Gene: lcp5
Product: small subunit rRNA maturation protein LCP5
Exons: 1
Coding region: 1-1128 (375 amino acids)
Biological process (GO): maturation of SSU-rRNA from tricistronic rRNA transcript (SSU-rRNA, 5.8S rRNA, LSU-rRNA)
Cellular component (GO): nucleolus; small-subunit processome
Source: RefSeq, a predicted model, not a curated record
AUGGCAUUAGAGAUUGCGCAGUCGCGCAACAGCUUGUCAACACUCCUCGAGACCCUCACAUCAUGCUUGACUAGCGCCGCCUCCUCUCUUCCUGCAGCUCACAAGGACGCGCCCUCCGACAUCUCGAUCGAGCCUCCGCAAGAUGGUAUCUCCCUCCUCGAUACGAAAAGCGAAAUUCUUCUCUCCUACCUUCACAACCUCGUUUUCCUGAUUAUCUUUCAACUACGACAAUCAUCUAAACAGAAGUCUGAUGAGUCUGAACUGUCUAAUGAUUCGCUCCGCGACGAUGCCGUGAAAAAGUUAGUCGAACUACGGGUAUUCCUUGACCGCGGUGUACGCCCGUUGGAAGGACGAUUGAAGUACCAGGUCGACAAGGUCGUUAAGGCAGCGGAGGACGCAGAGCGCACUGAGCGUACCGAGCGUCCAUCCAAGUCAAAGAAGACCGCCAAGCCCAAAGCCAAGGAUUCGGGUGACGAAGUCUCCUCGGGUGGGAGCGAAGACGAUAGCGAUAGCGAUGAGGACGACAUGGAUGAGAUGGCUUAUCGUCCCAAUAUUGCGGCAUUCUCGAAAGCCAAGGUCGAUCUUAAGCAACCCCAAGCCAGAGCCAAACGUGAAGAGCCCAGUGAUGGCAUUUACCGUCCUCCCAAGAUUAUGCCCACCUCCCUUCCCACCACGGAGCGCCGUGAGCGCGAGGAUCGCCGACCUCGCCGGUCUAACGUUAUUGACGAAUUCGUCAACGCCGAGAUGUCAUCCGCACCCAUGGCCGAGCCCAGUAUCGGUAGCACCAUUCUCGCUGGUGGCCGAGAAACAAAGACCAAGAAAGACCGCCAGUGGGAGGCCGAUCGAGCACGCUACGAAGAAACCAACUUUGUCCGUCUACCAAAGGAGACUAAGAAGGAGGAAUCCAAGCGACGUGGUCGUGAUCGUCAGACCUACGGUGGAGACGAAUGGCGGGGACUUACAGAGGGAGCCGAUCGUAUUGAGCGUCUUACCCGUCGCGGCAAGAACAGCGGCGCCCUGGACAAGAGCCGGAAGCGAAAGAAUGAGGAUGGACAGCGCGAUGAUGGUGUGGGCAUGGGUGAGAUCUUUGACAAGCGCCGCAAGAAGAUUGAUAGUUGGAAGCGGUAG